GUGUUUUUCUCCGAUUUCGGAGUCUCGAGGAGUCGGAGUCUUUCUUCUUCCUCUCUCGUUCUGAUUUAGGGAUCAGCUCCCAUUUGAUCAUAGAGAGAUUUGAUAAUACCUCCCCAGUCCAGAACCAUCACAUAGGGAAGAGAAGAUUAACCUCCUUCUGUGUAUCGGCGAUUUUUUUUUUUUUUUUAGUGAUGGAUGGGAACAAAGAUGAAGCGCGGAAAUGCUUGAGGAUCGGGAAGGAUGCUCUGGAUUCGGGUGAUAGGUCUCGCGCGCUCAAGUUCCUUACCAAGGCGCGGCGUUUAGAUCCCACCCUCGCCAUCGACGAUCUUCUCUCCUCUGCUGGCGGAGGUGGAGCCGACGUUCCCGAUGAUACAGGUGAUGCUUCUAGGACCGAAUCCGAAAAAGCUGGAGAAGCCUCAUCAGCUCCGUCCUCAUCUGCCAAUCUAAGGGCUAGGGCUAGGGCUAGGUCAUCUAUGCCUUCCGAAAAUGGGUCAUCGGAAGCUUAUACGGAGGAGCAGAUCACGAUUGUCAGUCAGAUUAAAAGGAAGAAGGAUUAUUACGAGAUUUUGGGGCUAGAGCGGAGCUGCACCGUGGAAGAUGUGCGCAAGGCAUAUCGGAAGCUUUCCUUGAAGGUUCACCCGGAUAAGAAUAAAGCGCCUGGUGCGGAGGAAGCGUUUAAGGCUGUUUCUAAAGCUUUUCAGUGCCUUAGCAAUGAAGAGAGCAAGAAAAGGUAUGAUGUUUCUGGGACGGAUGAUCCUGCUCCCGUGAGGAGGCACCAUCAUUCUCAUGGACAUGGCUUCAAUGGCUUCUAUGAUGCUGAUGUUGAUGCGGAGGAGAUUUUCAGGAACUUCUUCUUUGGUGGGAUGCAUCAGGCAACCACUCCUUUUGGCGGUUUUCAGUUUAGAACAGGUGGCAUGGGUGGUCAUGGUGGUCAUGGGAUGCAAGGCUCUGGCAAUUUUAACAUCCGUGCUCUUUUACAGAUCCUGCCUAUUAUUAUACUGAUCCUGUUCAACUUCCUCCCCUCCUCAGAUCCUCUUUAUACGUUCAACCGUUCCUACCCGUAUGAACACAAGGUUUUGACAUCAAAGGGUGCACCCUUUUAUGUGAAAUCAGCAAAGUUUGAGCAAGAUUACCCUUAUCAAAGUUCUGAAAGGAUUGCAUUGGAGAUGCGCAUUGAGAGGGAAUACGUUGGCCUGCUUGCACAGAACUGCCGGCUUGAGUUGCAGCGGCAGCACUGGGGUUUCCAGCAACAGAAGCCUUACUGUGACAUGCUUCAGAAGUUCCAGGAAGGAGAUGCUACUUGAUGCCUUCUAGUGAGAGGCGAUAUAUCUCUUCGAUGAGUGGACUUCUCGUUGAGAAAGUGACGGCAGAGCUGCUUUUCCUUUCAAUGGCGGUCGAGAUGAGGAAUUCUUUGUGAUAAUUUUAGGAUUCAGAUUGUUGUUGCUAUAUCAUGAAAAUUUUCAUCAUAGUAUAUCAGAAGCUGCGCUCUGUACCUCUGAGAGCGCAGUAGCAAUGGAUUCUUAGAAAUUUGCACAGCACAGCACAGCUUGUCUUAUCCGUUUUAAGUUUACUUAUAGCAUUAUUGAUAAGAAUAAUUGUGUUCUCUGAUUGUAGCCUCCUCUUAAUAUAUUCUUAGAAAAUUAAGCCAUUUACCUGCGUUCU
This is a messenger RNA of Dendrobium catenatum, 1662 nucleotides long. RefSeq names its product chaperone protein dnaJ 49-like. The coding region runs from base 192 to 1304 and encodes 370 amino acids. Gene Ontology annotation, cellular component: endoplasmic reticulum membrane. Lineage: Eukaryota; Viridiplantae; Streptophyta; Magnoliopsida; Asparagales; Orchidaceae. The transcript has 3 exons. Gene Ontology annotation, biological process: cellular response to misfolded protein. The record is from RefSeq and is a predicted model, not a curated record. Gene Ontology annotation, molecular function: Hsp70 protein binding.